Molecule: messenger RNA, 1608 nt
Organism: Medicago truncatula (barrel medic)
Lineage: Eukaryota; Viridiplantae; Streptophyta; Magnoliopsida; Fabales; Fabaceae
Product: dnaJ protein homolog 2
Exons: 6
Coding region: 134-1387 (417 amino acids)
Biological process (GO): response to heat; protein folding
Molecular function (GO): Hsp70 protein binding; ATP binding
Source: RefSeq, a predicted model, not a curated record
CAAUUACUUUCCCACAGCAUCACGUAGUUCACAACUUCACAAUUCCGUUGAGAUCUAACAAAAAAGAAUUCACAAAGCUUGAAAAUUAGGGUUAGGUUUUCGACUUCGAUUGUGAAAUUUGUGAGAUUUGAAGAUGUUUGGAAGAGCCCCUAAGAAAAGUGAUAACACUAAAUACUAUGAAAUUCUUGGUGUUUCGAAGAAUGCUUCUCCUGAUGAUUUGAAGAAAGCGUAUAAAAAAGCUGCGAUUAAGAAUCAUCCUGAUAAGGGUGGUGAUCCUGAAAAGUUCAAAGAGCUUGCACAAGCUUAUGAGGUUUUGAGUGAUCCUGAGAAGCGUGAGGUAUAUGAUCAGUAUGGUGAAGAUGCUCUUAAGGAAGGAAUGGGUGGCGGUGGCGGUGGCCAUGACCCAUUUGAUAUAUUCUCAUCCUUCUUUGGUGGAGGUGGAUUUCCUGGUGGUGGUAGUAGCAGAGGAAGGAGGCAGAGACGUGGUGAGGAUGUCGUCCACCCCUUGAAGGUAUCUUUGGAGGAUCUUUACCUUGGGACAUCUAAGAAGCUUUCUCUUUCACGAAAUGUCUUGUGCUCCAAGUGCAAUGGGAAAGGUUCAAAAUCUGGUGCUUCAAUGACCUGUGCUGGUUGUCAAGGUUCUGGUAUGAAGAUUUCUAUGAGGCAUUUGGGUGCUAAUAUGAUUCAGCAAAUGCAACAUCCUUGCAAUGAAUGCAAGGGUACUGGAGAGACCAUCAGUGACAAAGAUCGAUGCCCACAGUGCAAGGGAGAGAAGGUCGUUCAACAGAAGAAAGUACUUGAAGUUCAUGUUGAGAAGGGAAUGCAAAAUGGCCAGAAGAUCACAUUCCCUGGUGAAGCUGAUGAAGCGCCGGAUACAGUUACUGGGGAUAUCGUCUUUGUACUUCAACAGAAGGAACACCCCAAGUUCAAGAGAAAGGGUGAAGAUCUUUUUGUAGAGCACACAUUGUCCCUCACCGAGGCUUUGUGUGGUUUCCAAUUCGCGCUGACUCAUUUGGAUUCUCGCCAACUAUUGAUUAAAUCAAACCCUGGAGAAGUUGUCAAGCCUGAUUCAUACAAGGCAAUCAAUGAUGAAGGAAUGCCAAUGUACCAGAGGCCUUUCAUGAAGGGCAAGCUUUACAUUCACUUCACUGUGGAGUUCCCCGAGUCUCUGACUCUUGAUCAGGUUAAGGCUUUGGAGACAAUUCUCCCAGCAAGGCCUGUAUCACAGUUGACAGACAUGGAGCUGGAUGAGUGUGAGGAGACAACACUUCAUGAUGUCAACAUUGAAGAAGAGACGAGAAGAAGGCAGCAAGCUCAGCAAGAGGCAUAUGAUGAGGAUGAUGAAAUGCCUGGUGGUGCUCAAAGAGUACAAUGUGCUCAGCAGUAAUGAGUUUGGAGAUAUCCUUCAUGGAUGUGUUUUAGCUUUGGUGGGCUAAACAUAGUGGUGUCUUAUCAAAUGAUUUUUGAAAAACAGUGUAGCAUUUAUUUCCGUAUAAAGAUAUCCUAUAUGGUUAAUUUUAUAAUUUGUUCCCUUGUGUUUACAAAAUUGCAGCUACUCUGAAUUUACUCUUCCUCUCUUAUUAAGCAAUUUUUUCCUUCCUUGCGUGU